This is a messenger RNA of Lytechinus pictus (painted urchin), 9251 nucleotides long. Its product is annotated as cytosolic endo-beta-N-acetylglucosaminidase-like. The transcript has 13 exons. The record is from RefSeq and is a predicted model, not a curated record. Gene Ontology annotation, biological process: protein deglycosylation. Lineage: Eukaryota; Metazoa; Echinodermata; Echinoidea; Temnopleuroida; Toxopneustidae. Gene Ontology annotation, cellular component: cytoplasm. The coding region runs from base 46 to 2208 and encodes 720 amino acids. Gene Ontology annotation, molecular function: mannosyl-glycoprotein endo-beta-N-acetylglucosaminidase activity.
UGUCGAUAGGUUCGAUCGACCCAUUGGCAUUAUUGCAUCCACGAAAUGUCGUCCCAAGCAGAGCAGAACAGCCUUGCUGCUGAGUUCAUGUCAAAAGUUAAGAUUGCUGACUAUCCUGAUUUAGGGAACCGAUUUGAACCCAAGACUUCCGAGCCUAUUACUCGACCACUCGAUACUCUUGAUGAAGUGUUGUUAUGGCAGCCAGAUGAUAAGUUCAACAUUGCAAAUUCCCCUCUUGCUGCCCCAACGAUCCCCGCUGGACCUCGACCUAUGACCCUUGUGUGCCAUGACAUGAAAGGAGGUUACAUUGAUGAUCGAUUUGUGCAGGGUGUGCCCGUCAGCUCCGCCUACCGUUUCUACCACUGGCAAUACAUCGACAUCUUCAUCUAUUUUAGCCAUCAUUUUGUCACCAUUCCCCCACCCUGCUGGACGGAUGCUGCUCAUAAAAAUGGCACCCUCAUGCUUGGAACCGUCAUCACAGAGUGGCAAGACGGUAAGAAGAGAUGUGCAGAGAUGUAUGGGAGCGAGGCAACCUACAAGAGAUUUGCAGAUAAGCUGGUGGACAUUGCAAAAUAUUACAACUUUGAAGGCUGGCUCAUCAACAUCGAGAACCCAAUUCCACCUGAGCACAUGCCCCAACUCCUAGGCUUCGUUGAAUACCUCACUAAGCAGAUGCACCAGCAUAUCAAAGGGUCGAAGGUCAUCUGGUAUGACAGUGUCAUAGCUGACGGCUCGUUGCGCUGGCAGGACAUGCUGAAUGAUAACAAUAGGAUCUUCUUUGAUGCCAGUGAUGCGAUCUUCUUGAACUACACAUGGAAUGAGAAUAAACUCGCUACCUCUGUUCAGAAUGCUGGUCCUAGGAAGCAUGAUGUCUAUGUUGGGGUUGAUAUCUUUGGAAGGAAUUGCUUUGGUGGAGGAGGAUGGAACACUAACAAGGCCAUGGAAGUGAUCAAGAGGCAGGGUCUCUCGACUGCCAUCUUUGCUCCAGGCUGGGUCAUGGAAAAACUAGGAGAGACAGACUUUAUCGCCAACCAAGAUAAGUUCUGGUCUUUGCUUGAUUCCUAUCUGUACACCCAUGGGGUGUCAUCGCUUCCCUUUGUCACAAACUUCUGCAGGGGAUAUGGAGAAUUUGGUUUCAAAUGUGGAAAUGAGGUGAUGAAGAAAGCAUGGUGUAAUCUGAGCAGCCAGCAGAUUGUACCAACCUAUGGAACUGAGCAGUUCUGUAACACAGAGGGCGCUUCUAAGAAGACAUCCAUGCAGUACCUGGUGUCCGAUGGCUUCAAUGGGGGUGGUUGUAUUGAGAUCCAUGGAGGACUGGCAGCCAAUCAGAUCACUAGAUGCAAGUUGUUUUCUACCGGUAUCUCUGGGUCUCACCCUCUGCUUGUCUCAUACACUGUCAAACAUGCUGAUAACUGCAAAGUAUGUCUUUAUCUAUCUACACCCAACAAGGACAUUCUACUGUGGAAUACAUCAGAUGAUAUGAAGGCAGGUGAGCAGCCUAUGAGUACGUAUGGCCUGAGACUCUCUGCCCUGAUCGACCAAUCCACCGUACCUGAUGCCAUCAAGUCAUCCGAACCCACCAUCUUCUCUCCUCUGAUCGGCACCUGUCACAAGAUCCUCCAGGAUGCAUUCUUUGGCAUAGAUAGCUCAGUGAUACCUACCCAAGGUUGGGUCACAAGGAAUUUCCUUCUACCAGAGUCUGUCCUGGUUGCUGGUGGUAAGAUCAAUGAGAUUGGUGUACUCUGCUUCUCAUCUGAUCCUAUUGAAUCUUACUCGGUCAAGAUUGGUGAAAUCAAGGUCGUCAAUCCGAGCUCACUUCGAGACCAAACACAGCAGGUCACUGACCUCUCUUGUUCAGACAUCACCUGGCAUCCCCCCAUCGCUGAUGUGGUUGACCCCCAUACCGUUGUUUCCCUCUGUGCCACUCUAUCUUGGUCUUACCCUGCUGGCCUUGGACACCACUUUGACAUUUACUGCUCUGGCGUUGAGCGUGACCCGAACCAGAGCCGGGCCGUCAGCAAGAGUGAUAAGCUCUUCGUCGGGAGGGCGCAUUCGCACAACUUCCGCGUGUGCCACCUUCUCAUCCCGAAGCUAGAAAAGAAAGGCCAAGUGGACAGCAUUGAGUUCUGUGUGCAGCCGACAACGAGGGCAGGCUUCUCGGCUCCUCUCCUAGGGGUCUCCAGCUGUAAAGUGGUAUACUCCAAUUAGUAAAGGAAAUAUGAUUUUCCUUGAAAUGUGUUUGAGGAAGAUUCGGUCUCUGCUGACUUUUGGCCUGGUUGUGUGUGUAUGAUUUUGGCCAGCUUUUUUUUUUUCAAUUGCAAUAAGAUACUUUGUUAUCACCACUCAUCCAUUUGCUAUGUGUGUUAUUAUUUGCUGCAGCUAUUAACCUGUGACUAAUGCAAUCUGUUAUUGACCUAACAAAGAGAAUACGGGUAUGGCUGUGUUACAGGUGUUGAUUAAGAGAUUUAGAUCAUUCUGGUCCAAACGGCCAAGUUUAUUCUCUUCGUGCUUGUGGCUCUGAUUGAUAUUGAUAUUCCUGGUCGCAAUGUACUCAGCGAGUUAUAAAAGUCAGAUAGUGUUAUUAUCAGUAUGAUGUUUAGAGCAAGAGUAUGAUAGGUGUGCAGCAAUUGUGUCGUCUUGUUGACGACCCAUUCCAUUAGGCUAACCAGGUACCUGCUCUGAUAACAGAUAAUGCCUUUCUUAUUUCAACAGUCCUCAAGCAUGCAGUUGUUUUGUCGUGACUUAAAGGGGAAUCCAGCCUUGGCCAUAAAAUGUUGUGUUGGGAAGGAGAAAAAUAAAUUAAACAGAAUGGUGAAAGUUUGAAAGAAAUCGGACAAGCAAUAAGAAAGUUAAAGCUGCUUUAAAAUUGAGAUCACUAAUACUAUGUAGAUUUCAAAUUGGCAACUGAGUAAGUAAAUUAUGACAAGGGGCAAGGACAACUUUCCCAUAGGCCAUGUAGUUUAUUAUCAGGGAUUUGUGGUUUUCUCUUAAGUACCCAUUCCCCUGGGGCAGUAAUCUAAAUAUAACCCAGCUAGUAUAUUGUUUUAUGAUCUCAUGAAAGAAAAAUAUAAUGUGAAAUAAAACUUUUGGGAAAAAUGACAUUUUAGCCAUAAUAUGUAUUGGAGUACAUGGAAGAGUAGUCCUUGCCUUACAUCACUAUGACAUCCGAUAUGCGGCCAAUUUGAAGUCUCCAUGGUUAUAGUGAUUACCAAUAUUUACAACAUUUAAAAAUUCAUAACUUUCUUGUUGUUUGUCCAAUAUUGUUCAAACUUUCACCUAUCAACUUGUCUGAUUUUUCUUUUCCUUAUAAAAACAAGUUUUUAUGUGGGUUGGAUUCCCCUUUAAGCCAGGAUUCGAUUAUAUUUGCUCUCUCCCAGCUAGAUUAUAGACUCCAUUCCCCCAACAAGGAUUAUCCUUUGAUUAUGAUUUUGUGUUAGUGCCAUUUAAAACUUGAAAUUUGGUUACUUAGUUAGCGAGUGAGACUUGUUACUAUUGAAUUUUAAAAUGCAAGAGUGACUUCCCCCAAUAUUUUCUCCAAUAAUCACACGGCAUGCCUCUAAUACAUAGAUAGAUAUAUUCAAUAUGCAAAAGUGAAUAAACCUAUAUUAAAUGGAUAGGUGUCCAUUGACUUUCAUUGUACACUUUUUAAUGUAUUUUACAUUAUAGGACCUAGAUGAGUAUUAACAUUAUUUGUUUUAUUCAAGUUAUCUAUGCAUUUGAAGAAUACAUUCCUUAUGUUUCUCUGUUUUAUGUUUUUUUUUGUGUUAAAAGUACAAAAUUUUCCAGUACUACUGUGCAUUCUCCUACCCACUUUUUGCAUUUUGCAUCAGUUGCCACCAUUUGAUGAUCUUUGUAGGUUUCAAUGGUGGAGUUUAUAAUGUGGAGAAGGUUUACGGUUCACCAUGUGUAAUAUGAAGAAGGGAAGGAGAUACAGGCACAAAGAUUGAAACGGAAAGACGAGAAAGGAUGAAAAGAGGAAAUUAGAAGUAUUCUUUUCUUGAAAGUGAGUGAAGUCCUGAAAAGGACUGUAAACCAGAUGAGAUGAGCUGAAUAUGGCUUGAGUAGCAAUGGUUUGAGUAGUAGCAGGAUGAAGUGAAGAGAGGUUACUCGAAGUUUCGGGCAGGUUGACUGUCCGUCUUCAGGUUCCAUGUUACCACCAUUUAUUGGAAAAGGCAAUUUAGUGACCACAGAAACAUGAUUAAUCUAUCUCAUCCCUUAUAUCUUAUGUAUAACCUACAUUUUAAUGUAGUUAUGAUUGAAUAUUCAUUUCAUUGUACUUCUCACUAGCAUUAUCAGAUGAUGUGCAAUUAACAUACUGUUAUGAAUUUGCAAGCAAUUUUGCUGAGAUUUUUUUUUUAUGGAUUUGCUUACAAUUUUCCUUGACAUAGUAAAUUAUAUCAACUGAAGCGAUGCUCUUCAGGCUAUAAAAUAUUGACACUUUUGUCAACUAUUCAGUUUUGAAAGCAUUUAUAAGGUAUCGUUUUUUUUGGAGGUUAGAAAGAAUAAGAAAAUAAUGUGAUUAUUUUCUAAUUGUGGUUUAUUUAAUUGUCUCACAAUAAUUAUUAGUUAAUGUAAAAAUCAUGAGGAGUAUGAUUGAAUAUCGAUGGAAAUUCUGCAUUUUGACAACUUGCAUUCUAUCAUGGCUAGGCUGAAUACAGAUUUGCCUAUUUUUUUAAAGAUAAUUUUAUGAAAAUAAUGUGUGCCUUCUUAGAAUUGUUUGAUAUUUUUUGAUGCAUUUUUAAGUAGAAUUUGAGCAAUUAUAUGCAUGGUAGUUAGAAUCUGUAAAUGAAAACAUAUAUGUACUGAGGGUUAUCAUAUAAUGUCAAUUGCCAACCUUGCACAAGUCCUACUCUCAUAUGGCUUGAAACUUUGUAGGUCAAGAAAUUGCAUACCUGGCUUUAUUAAGCUGUAUGAAAUUAAGUAUGACUUUAUGUCUGCCUUUUAUAGCAUUUCAAGGCAGAUUUUUUGGGGGUAUGAUAUGCAUUAAAAUGUUAAUUAUGAUACCAUGUUAGGUGAUAUAUCAAGGACCCAAUAUAGUCUGUUUAUUGAAUUUUCAAUGUCCCAAUAUUUUUUUAUAUUAUUGACGUAUUAUUCUGCAUCCUAACAUAAAACUAUGUGAAAUGAAUUUAUCAUCAUGAAGUGAAUUCUUUGACUACAGAAUGGUGUAAUUCCCAGUUGACAAUAGUGUAAAGCUAUUUUGACAUUCAGUCCAAUAUGAUAUGACUUAUAUAUGAUUAGAAAAGAGAGGGGAAGGGGGACUGGAGAGGGGGGACAGAGAGAAGGGGAAGGGGGUGGGGAGUGGUGGGAAGGUGAAACAGAUUGUGAGAAAUAGGAGGAAUUUCCACAACAUUUGCUCUGAUGACCAUUGCUCUGAUGGAAAACCUGCAUGUUAAGCCAAACAUAAAACCUAACUUCAAAACUAAAUAAACCCUAAUCCUAAUCUUUACAUUAUUCUGAACCAAAAACUCUAUUACAAACCCAAAUUUACCUCUAUGCCCUCUAAAGUAUCGAGACCGGAGCAAAUGUCUUAUCACUAUUAGGAAUGCAGUCGGAUUUAACUACCCUUAAUGCUGGUUAGUAGUAAGAAUAAGAUUUUAUAAAUGUUAGAAAGAUCAUGAGAAUCAUGAAGUAAAUAGAGCAUCUGCUUCAUAAAUUAUGUAUGCAUGGUAGUUUAUAAUAAAUUAGUUUGCCAUAAAUUUUUUUUUUCUUUCGCAAGUUCGUCCAACUAUGUUCCUGCCAAUAUUACUAUUUAUUUUCCUAUGAUAGCUUGUGUGCUUUGAGCAAAGAUAACCUAAAAGGAUGAAAGAAUUCAUGUUUUCUUUAAGAGUAUUAUUAUUAUCAUAAUUUUAUGCACUAAGAUAUAAAAGUAUAUUUGUAUACACCUAACCUAUCUUAUCUAAACAAAACCAAUGUAUUGGUAUGCAUUCCUGUACCAAAAAUAUUAGACUGCCUUAAAGGUGAUCUACUGAUACAGUUGUAAUAAGAUAUUGCCUGUAAUGUUAUAAUCCAGUUAACUUAGCUAUUUUUCUUUAUUUGUAAUUUACUUAUGACCAGGCAAGCUUUUGUGUGAAUCCCAAUGUGUAUUUUAUUAAUUUGUUUAAUUUCAUGAUACUCUAUGUUGUGGUACUCUCUGUAUAAUUGUACUGGAAGAAACUUCCAAGCUUGCUGUGAACUGCUUAGUAAGAAAGACUAUGUUAUGAUAGUACCAAUAUUAAUUUACCUUUUUUUCCUUCUCAUGUUGAAGUUAUUUUAGUCAUCUAUUUUUCUACAUUUUGAUAUGACUCUAAGCUUUUGUGUGUGUACAUGUAUUUGCUGUUUGUUAUUACAUUGUGUUGUUUUCCAUAUAUGUAAUGAUGUUUUAUAGUUUUGCAUGGUUUUCUCUUGUAGUGCAGCUAUAGUUUGAUGUAUCAAAGAUUAUAUUAUAAAUAUAGAUAUACAUGUACUUUAAAAUUAUUUUAAAUUAGAUUAAAAUUAAAAAUGUCUAUGGUUACUUAAUACUUACUUAUAGUAACUAAUAACCCAGCAUUGUAAGUGGGAAAAUAUGAAGAUUUCUUCUUCACAUGAAUAUAUAUGCAUAUAAUGUUGUUCUAUGCUCUGAAAAUCAAGAGUAAUGUAAGCAGAUUUUACAGCAGGAGGAGUAAUUUAAAAUAGAAUAGAUAGAAUUCUAUUUGAAGGAGUUAUAACAUGUGGGAUGGGGGAUUCUGUAUUUAAAGCCAAGCAAUGCAAAGUCCCUGGAGAACAUAACCCCAAAUAGAAUAGACAGAUUUUUUUUUUGUGUAGAUAGAGAUAAGGCUUUGUAGAUAGCCAUAGUCUUUCAGUGGUGAUUAGGAAUGAAAUCAUAUAAAAUGGAAGGUCUUAAAAUGCAAUAGGAGUGUAGGUGUUGUUAUCUCUAACUAUAUGGCUGCCUUGUGCAUCAAUGUGCAUUUAUGCAAACUAAUCUAACCAGUGGAAUGGUUUUUACUUUACCAUUACAUCACUCCAGAGUAAAUGAGUGAUGCAUGUAAUCUUUAUUCAUGCAAAAAUUAAGGAAAACAAGCAAACUUUGUAAUUGAAAUAAAGAAUAACAUUUCUCAUGCCGUCAUCCUGUGGGCACCAAAGAAAAAAAACAAGGCUUGCAGCUAUCUUGUAUAUGCAGGUACAAAUAAUUGACUUUGUUUAAUUUAGAUGUAUAGAAGUGAGUUUCAUGAUUUGAAAAAGCAAAGUGUGUCUUUCAAUAUACUUAGUUGUUUGUUGUAAGUGAUUGUAGUGAAAUUAGUGAGUGCCUACGGUCAGCUAAAAAAGAUUAAGGAAUACAAGUCAUCAAUAGCUUGGGUUGGUCUAGUUUGAGUAUUUUUAAAAUGUUACUAUCUUUUCAUUGACUAAAUAAUCAAGAAAUAGAAAUAAGGAACUUUAAAAUCAUGGCUUUGUGACCAAAUUGAAUUACAUUAUAUAUCUUUUUAUUUCUAUUUAUCAAAGUUCUUAAUAGCAGUUUUGUUUGUUAGAACAGUGAUUUGCUUAAAAAAGUUUAUUUCCAUAGAUAUUAAGUACAUCUAUUUAUUUUUGUUUGUAAUAAAGUCAAGUUUCUAACCACACAUUCUGUAUCUGACCACAUUAGUUUGAAAUUUAACAUUUUGUUUCUAUGAGUAUAAUAAUAAUAAUAAUAAUAUGCAACGUUAUUAUAGCACUUAAUGUUUCUAAGUGCUGCAUAUUAUUACCCCUGCUUUAGCACAGCUACCCUGAUUGGACUCUCGAGCAUUGAAGGAAUUCCUUCCUACUGGGUACCCAUUUACUACACCUGGGUGAAGAGCGGCAAAUGUAGAAAAACGCCUUGCCAGAGGAUGCCAGUGCUGCAGUGGGAUUCAAACCCCAACCUUGCAAUUCAAAGUCUGGACACUUAUCCACUGAGCCAAAAAACAUCACCAAACAAGCAUAUAAAAGUAUCUGUGGAUUAUAAUUAUUGCAGUUAAAAAGUUACAAAUUUAAACAGUUUUAUUAUGUAGUAUGUAUUUCUUUUCAAGGCCUCUCGAGUUAUGCCAUUGAAAAUCGAUUUCCAUCAUUAGUGUACCUGGUAAGAUCACCUUCGUUUCGAGAUUCACUUUCCCAUCAAAUCAAAACAAUUAUUUUCUGAGAAAACUAGUUCAUAGUUCAAAGGUCACCACUAUUUUCGGAAGCACUCGCCAUGAACUUCAAACAAGAUGGGUCAUUAAAAUUCUGCUGGGGGUGCACUGACCCCAUGCUAGGUAUGCUAGUGAUUUACAUGCAAUCCAAUCUAUUUCAGAGAAAAAAAUGAUAUUGUUACAAAGCUUGCAUCAUAUUUACAUCAUGUGAUGUUGGGUAUUAUCUACAAAAAAAUUAUGUAAAAUUAUAUUUAAACCCUCUCAUUGGAGGUCAAGUCCAUCCCAGAAAAAUGUGACUUUAAUUAAUAGAGACAAAUCAAACAAGCAUAAUGCUGAAAAUUUCAUCAAAAUCUGAUGUAAAAUAAGAAGGUUUUGGCAUUUUCAGUUUUGCCUAUUGCUCAUAAAACAGUUAUAAAAAUCAUGCGCAACUCGGUGACAUGCAAACUUUUUGUUGGGGCGGACUUGCCCUUAAAAAAAAUUGUCUGAGUCGUGAGAAUGCAUACAUUUAUUAAUUUGGUGGAAUAUAAGUAUUGUAUAGGCUAUAAAUACCUUGAAACAAUAUCCUUUUCCAUUUGAUUUUUUUUUCAUCUGAUGCUACAUCAGCUACUAUCAGUUCUGUUUCCCUAAUGUAAAGGACCAUUGGUAAUGAUUGAGAUAUUACUAUGAUACAAACAGGUUCUUUGUUAAAACUGAAUAUAAAAGUCAUCCAUAUCGGCCCGUAUUCUGAAGUCGGGUUUAACUUAAACUCAUGUUUAAAGUUGUGGUUUAAGUAUGGCGAGCCAAUUGUUACAUAAAUCACUAACAGUAGAGAUAUCAUACUUCAGCUCAUUUGGCUCUGAAUUCAUUCAUAAUUGUUUAGGAAGUAUAAAAAGAUUAUUGGCUUCACCAUCGAUGAAUCAGGAAAGAGCACAGUAAACAUAAGAAACAUACAACUUAAUAACAAAUAUGAUACUAUUGGCUUCCCAUACUUAAACCACAACUUUAAACCUGAGUUUAGCUUAAGCCCGACUUCAGAAUACGGGCCUAUGUGUUUUGUGAUUUGGAAAAGGUUUUGUCCCAGAAGUGAUAUAAAGAUGCAAUAUGAGACAUGUAUUGAUAAGAAAAAUAAAAGUGAGGCUAUCUCUAGAAAUGCAAGAAUUGCCGGAGAAUUUAGAA